UCAAAUUAAAAACAAAUAUUAACGUAAAUUACCAGCUAGAUCCUUUAUUAUAGCAGUUUUGUGUUAUUUUUUUGGAUGUGCAACGAGCUGUUAAAUAUACAAUGAUGUGUAAAGAAAAAGUCAUUGCUCAUGACCUUCCUGAAGCUCUUGCUCAUCUGAAUCUAGUUAAAGAUCAUGCAUAUACAGCUCUAACUACAGUAAACAGUUUACUUCAGAGAGUUCAAGAUGGAGAUCUUCCCACGAAAAAGGGUAUCACUAUUUUGGAGGUGAAAAACCACAUGCUCCUAAGUUAUUUGACAAACCUCACUUUCUUGAUGUGGAGAAAACUUAAUGGCCAGAAAAUCAGUGGAGAAACAGCAGUGGAAAGGCUGGCAGAGUAUAGAACUGUUCUUGAAAAAAUAAGACCCAUUGAACAAAAGCUGAAGUACCAAAUUGAUAAACUAAUAAAAACAGGAACCAUAGAACAGCUUGAUCCUGAUGACCCUUUGAAGUUCAAAGCUAAUCCAGAUAGUUUAAUAAGCAAAUUAGCUGAAGAUGAAGAUGAAUCAGUUUCUGAUGAAGAGAAGGAAGAGAAGUCCAACAUAUAUGUCCCACCAAAACUAUCUGCUGUACAUUAUGAAGGGGAUGAGACUGAACAUGAUCGACAACAAAGAAUACUGGAGCGAGCAAGAAAGCGAGUACUAAGUACUAGCAUUAUGCAAGAGCUUAGAAAGGAAUACAGUGAAGCACCAGAAGAGAUAAAGGAAUCGGUUGAUUUUCAGAAAGAAACAGCAGCCAAGCAUAUCAAAGAAAAAAUCAACUAUGAGGAAGAAUACAUGACACGACUGACAGUCACUAAAAAGGAAAAGAAUGCCAGAAAGAAGUUGAAUGGAAUGUAUGACUUAGACCAUUUAACUACAUUUGAAGACAUCUCAGCACUUGAUGCAGAAGCAAUUGAUGACUUGCCAAUGAAGAAAAAGAAAAAACUUGCAAAAAAGCAAAUGAAGAUGAAAAAGAAGGGGAAGAAAAAGGUUUCAGAAAAAGAAGAUAAGCCACCACAAGAUCACUUAUGUGAAUUCCUUGGAUUGUUCAAGACAAUUGAGUGCAAAAAAAAAUUAUUAUUGUUCUAAAUUGUGCAAGGACAUAAGUAAAAGGUUGUUAUGAUUGACAGCCUUACUGUAUUUUUGUAAUAAAAGUUUUAAUCCUCUGUUA
Molecule: messenger RNA, 1191 nt
Organism: Limulus polyphemus (Atlantic horseshoe crab)
Lineage: Eukaryota; Metazoa; Arthropoda; Merostomata; Xiphosura; Limulidae
Product: neuroguidin-like
Exons: 13
Coding region: 102-1109 (335 amino acids)
Biological process (GO): maturation of SSU-rRNA from tricistronic rRNA transcript (SSU-rRNA, 5.8S rRNA, LSU-rRNA)
Cellular component (GO): nucleolus; small-subunit processome
Source: RefSeq, a predicted model, not a curated record